Umbelopsis ramanniana AG is the source of this 1838-nucleotide messenger RNA. RefSeq lists its product as uncharacterized. Gene Ontology annotation, molecular function: protein-macromolecule adaptor activity; cytoskeletal protein binding; ubiquitin binding. The coding region runs from base 24 to 1778 and encodes 584 amino acids. Lineage: Eukaryota; Fungi; Mucoromycota; Umbelopsidomycetes; Umbelopsidales; Umbelopsidaceae. The transcript is spliced from 2 exons. The record is from RefSeq and is a predicted model, not a curated record.
CUUCUGUCAAAACACAAAUAUAUAUGAGCAGCGAGGUGCGCUCUUGGAGAGGAAUUGAUGGCAAAUUUGCUGCUCAAGCAUCCUUUGGUGGACUUUUCCAGAACACCAAGGUCAAGCUCAUCAAACCUCAUGGUGGCAUUGUGGCCAUUCCCCUCGAUCGUCUUUGCCCCGAGGAUCAGAAUUAUGUUCGUCAAACUGCACAAAUCUCAACCACCUCAUCUAAAGUUGAAAAACCAAGAUCGCACAUCCCACCCCAACCGCCAUCCCAACCUCAGCCAGAAAAAAAUAGUAAUGGCCAUAUCCGACAACCUGAUAAAAGUACGAUAUUGGCAUACGCACGCCUUGACAAUAAAUCUUCGCCCGGGUUGGCGUCGUUUCUGCGAGAAACCGCAACAUCACAAAGCCCAUUUAGUCUACAAAAAAAAUCCGUACCGCCGACGCCUAUAUCAUUUUCACCGGCUUCCGACGUCAAUCUCAUCGCUGCUGUUGAUCGGUUAGCCGUCUCACCUACUACCAAACAAGUUCCUAAACUUCCAGCAAAAUCAAUGUCAAGGAAGUCGUCAAUCAUAUCUAAAACAGGAUCUGCAGAAUCUCGAUCGUACGCCCCAGUUGCAAACCCACUGUAUAAAAAGAAAAUCCAUUUGAAGGAAUCAUCCUUAGAGGCGAUGCCUUUACCUAUUCUUACUCGUAUAUGUGAAUAUUUGGAUGUUCGGUCUGUCAUCUACUUAAUGGCAAGAAUCAGCAAGAAUUUAAUCGCUGUAUUGGACACACCACAAGCCAAAGCCUUUGGUGUCAUCUCGUUUUUACCGCAUUAUCAGUACCUUAUAGACCAUCGCUUUGUGCUCGCUCUGGCUAGCUUCUUGAAACGACAUAACUUUCUACAUACCGUACACACCAUCAUCUAUGACUCUACUAAAAUACAAGAGUUGACGGUGAUGUACACGUUUGAACACUUCACUGGACUUCGACAUAUAUCACUGCAGAAAUGUUGGGAUGUUCACAGUUAUCCUCUUGCCAAUUUAUUAGCAAGGCGAAACGCAGCCAGAGGACAGGAACGAAUAAGAAUACCACACUUGCGAAGCGUAGAAUUCGGCAGUAUACUUCGCAGAGGAGAUGUGCCUGGAGCAUUUUUGGUUGUCAAGUCAGAAACAUAUGGACAAGAUAUUGGCUUGAUAGGGUUAUCCCUGAGAGGACUUGCUGGACAUGAUAUCAAAUUUGACACUUACCUCUGUGGAGCAUGCGAUCGAGGUCAUGCCAAGCCUAUGUUCGACUGUACUUUCUGUGGCCCAGUAGUGCUAAAGAAAUGUUCUUCUUGUGCACCACAAUGCGAAAGGUGUCAUACACGCGCAUGCGGUCAAGCAACUUGUAAUGCCAGUUAUAAAUUGGAUACGUCUGACACAUGUGGGCGAUGCCAGGAGGUAUACCCAGUGUGCAAUCAGCCCAGUUGUCCUGGUAAUCGGUCUGGUCCCAUUUGCCAAAAAUGCAACUCCAAUUAUCAUGAGCGGUGCCAAUCGGAUGAAGGUGGUCAACUUCGAAGUAAUAUCUGUUCUCGGUGUGGCCUCUUGUCAUGCCCACGAGAUGAUUUAAUUCUCUGUAUCGGUGGCUGUCGAGCACAGUGGUGUGUAUCUCGAGGGUGUGCGCACGAAAGUGGUUUGGACAAGUGUAUGUGUGGUUCAGGGAGAAGCGUUUGCAGACGGUGUCGUAUCACUUGCAAAAAAUGCGGCAGGCACGAUUUUUGCGGUAUCUGUUUACGACGACAUGCUGCAAAGUGCUACUAACAUUGGCAUCCCAUUCCUCGUAAAGAAAUUAUCAAAAAUAAUAACUUUUGUAAUAUCUAU